AUGCAGAACUGGCUCGAGAUUUACAUGCUGAACGAGAUGUUGUUACUCUUUUCAAUUGUUAUUGCAUUUCUCGUAUUGACCAUUUUCGGGAAGCGUAAAACGUGGAUGACCACCGAUUCCUUCAUGACGGUCACCUGCGGAGUGGCUUUCAUUUUUUUUACAAAGCAAUUAUUAAAAGCUGAAACAGAGGGAGAUAUUCGAACAAUGGAUGAAAAUGUUGCAACUGUUUUUGGAAUAACCCUGCUCUGCUCGGGUUUAAGUUGGCUUAUGCAUGAGAAGUCCAAGGAUCAAAAAACUUCAGGUGUCCUUCUAGCCAUGUUAUCUUUUGCUUAUUUCUUAAAUAAGCCAAAUAACAAACCAGCUUCUAAAGAUAAGAAAAAUAUAGACUGGUCUGAACAGGCAACAAAAACAGAUUCAUAUUUACGAAUUCAAGCCAUCAUCAUGUUCCUCAUUGGAAUUAGUCUUAUAGCAUUUCCUGGGAAAGUCAUUGGAAUGGCGGUGAAUUUUCCACAUUUUACAAUAAUAAUAUUACAAAGAAAAUGCAGUGAUAUUUCUUAA
Helobdella robusta is the source of this 558-nucleotide messenger RNA. RefSeq lists its product as hypothetical. Lineage: Eukaryota; Metazoa; Annelida; Clitellata; Rhynchobdellida; Glossiphoniidae. The record is from RefSeq and is a predicted model, not a curated record. The transcript is spliced from 4 exons. The coding region runs from base 1 to 558 and encodes 185 amino acids.